CUUCCCCUUUCUUCUGCAAACCCAGAUCUGGAGUGGACGCUCGAUAAACAAAAUUUUCUGUAAGGACCAGAUUGCGGUUCUCUUCUGUAGGGCUGACUCGGCGAAGCUCUGUUUGUUCUGCGACCAGCAUGUGCACUCCGCGAACCUGCUUUCGCGGAAGCACUUGCGGUCUCAGAUCUGCGAUAACUGCGGUUCUGAGCCAGUUGCGGUUCGGUGCGCGACGGAUAAUUUGGUUCUGUGUCAGGAGAGUGAUUGGGAUGCGCACGGGAGCUGUUCUGUGUCUUCCGCGCAUGAGCGGACUCCGGUUGAGGGGUUCUCCGGAUGUCCUUCGGUUCUGGACCUGGCGUCUGCCUGGGGGCUUGAUGAUAGGACUUCCUUGGGUUGAAAAUAAUAUGGGCCACGAUUCAUGUUAUGGGGUUACAAGAUUCGGAGUUUGUAGAGCAAAAUCUAAUCCCUGAUUCUUGUGUUGUAGAUGGAUCUGGGUUUGAUAGAGGAAGACCCAGAUCUGGGUUUGCAGUAGUGAAAAGGAAAGGACUUCGAGUGACGAGAAGAAGGCACAAGCUCUGGGUCUUUCCCUGGGUUUUCGGCUCUUGUGCGAUGAACAUCGAUGGCUGCAAUGGCCUUGCGUGUCUCACCAAGAUACCGUUUGGGCCAGAGUCGACGAUUACACCAUUACCCCACAUGUUUGUAAUUAAGAAUCUUGUGGUGGACAUGACCAACUUCUACAACCACCAUAAGAGCAUCGAGCCGUGGCUCAAGAGAAAAGAUCUGCAGCUGGUCACUGGGAAGGAGAUUCUUCAGAGCAAGAAGGAUAGAGCGAAGUUGGAUGGGAUGUACAAGUGCAUCCACAACUUUCCUUGCUCAUCCUUCUUCUUUCUUCUCUUUAUUCUUUCUCUCUCUCUUCUCCCUUCUUCUUCUUCUCCAGAUCUGGGUUUUUCUCAAACCCAGAUCUGGGUUUCUCAAACCCAGAUCUGCCUGCCAUUUCCUCUGAUUCUCGUUUCCUUCAUUGCUUUAGGAAGAGCAUUGUUUGUUGAUGGUCAUCUAAGUUCGUUCAUUUACAUAACAAGAAACUGAUUCCAAUUCUUUCCACAGUUACUAGAUUUGUUGUUUGCUCUUUGUUUUUUGUUUUUUUUUUUUUUUUGCUAGUUGCCCUGUUUGGUUGCUAAGAAACAACAAGAUACAACUGCAAUGGAUUUUAGUGAUGCAGCAUCUUGUUUUCUUUUGAUUUUGAUUGUGAGCAAUUUUGAGUUGUCAGCAAUAUUGGGUCGCAGAGGGUGCUGGAGAAGGCUGGGUUUACAAGGGAAGGGGUUUUGAGGAAGUAUUAUACGCUCAAGGGAAGAACAAGAGAACCCAGAUCUGGAGAUGAAGAAGAAGGGAGAAGAAAGAGCGAAAGAAUAAGAAGAAGGGAGAAGAAAGAGCGAAAGAAUAAGAAGAAGGAAGGAGAAGGAUGAGUAGGGAAAGGAAGGAGGAAGGUCGAUA
Molecule: messenger RNA, 1479 nt
Organism: Rubroshorea leprosula
Lineage: Eukaryota; Viridiplantae; Streptophyta; Magnoliopsida; Malvales; Dipterocarpaceae
Source: the annotation of a GenBank genome assembly